CAUCCCAAACCUCUCAUUACCGAAGUUGCACUGAUGCUAACGAUGAGGCAAGGACCAAUAAGCCCCUACGUCAUCCAACUAUAUGAGUGGUUUGAGCACCCUCAAGUAUUUACUCUCGUGAUGGAGAAUCCGGAUCCCUGCGAGAGUUUGUUGGACUUCAUCAACAAGAAUCCUAACAUGAAUGAGAAGACAGCACGCCUCAUUAUGUGUCAGGCGGUGCAAGCAGUACAGCACUGCAUUGAGUGCGGUGUUUUUCAUAACGAUAUUCAUCCAGAGAAUAUCCUGUUGAGAAAACACACUUUGGAGAUCAAGUUGAUAGACUUUGGCUGUGGUCAUCUACUUAGUAGUAAUGGCUAUGAUCGCAGUCAAUAUAGAGGAAUACAGGCUUACUUCCCACCUGAGCUCUUCACCUGUGGCAGAUUCUACGCCGUCUCUACAAACGUCUGGGCUCUAGGAGUGUUAUUGUAUGAGAUGGUGAACACAUGUUCUCCAUUUUGCAAUAUAACGGAAAUCACGCAAGCCAAAAUUAAGUUUGAAAACCCAGAUUUAUCCAAAGAAUGCCGUGAUCUGAUUGUCCAGUGUCUAAACCGUGAUCCAACUGAACGGCUGACCUUCGAGCAGAUCUUGCAGCAUGACUGGUGUAAAACAGUGGAUCUAGAAGAGUCAGAGGAUUGAAACAGCAUUGGUUUCAGAGAUGAGCCAGUGUAACAGACAGAGUAGGAAACUACAUCUGUGCUGUCACCUUCAAUUCUGAAUCAUAUAUGAUGUAGAUUUAAAAUAUGAUCAGUGAAGUGAGUUCACUUUAACAAUCUUUUUACACUGUAAUAUAUGACGACUAGAAAAAAGACCUAAGUGAAGACAGUCAGUGUGAAGAAUCCUCUGGUUUUCUCUUUCCUAGGGUUGGACACACACCUUCCAGUAAAA
This is a messenger RNA of Carassius carassius (crucian carp), 924 nucleotides long. RefSeq names its product serine/threonine-protein kinase pim-3-like. The record is from RefSeq and is a predicted model, not a curated record. Gene Ontology annotation, biological process: regulation of mitotic cell cycle; negative regulation of apoptotic process; protein autophosphorylation. Gene Ontology annotation, cellular component: cytoplasm. The coding region runs from base 34 to 675 and encodes 213 amino acids. The transcript is spliced from 3 exons. Gene Ontology annotation, molecular function: protein serine/threonine kinase activity; ATP binding. NCBI's taxonomy places the organism in Eukaryota, Metazoa, Chordata, Actinopteri, Cypriniformes, Cyprinidae.